UUGCAGGUAUCUGAAAUUAAAAGAAUCAACAACUUAAUACAAGAUCAAGAAUUUUAUGCCCUUAAAGUGAUUAAAGUUCCUAUGACAAAAUAUGGCAUACUAUCUGAGCAGUUUGGCACCCAAGAUCAAGUCUUAAAACAUCCUAGGAAUGUUAAAAAUCAAUCAAGCAACUCAUUUCUUAGUGAGGAUCAAGAUUUAUUAGACCAUUUUAAUGAAAGUGACUCACAGCAUGAUUUUAGUGAUCCUGAAACUCAAAUAAAAGUUUUAAGGACGUUAAGUAUAAGAGAUAACUUAACAUCUGAUGACAAGGAGGCUGAAAAGUUUCUUCAGAAAAUGGAUGAGGAUUUAAACAAAUUAAAACAAUCAUCUCGUGGUGAAAGAGAAUCACUCACUGAAGUGAUUUCAAUAUUAACUAAUAAAAGCAUUCACCCUUUAGAGACAAGCAAGCCCAUUAGUAAGGGCAAUGGGGCAGACUGUGGAAUAAGUUGGUGGUCAAUUCUUAUAGCAUCUCUUGCCAUAGCAGUCAUAGCUCCUUUG
Molecule: messenger RNA, 537 nt
Organism: Lymnaea stagnalis (great pond snail)
Lineage: Eukaryota; Metazoa; Mollusca; Gastropoda; Lymnaeidae
Source: the annotation of a GenBank genome assembly